Zophobas morio is the source of this 982-nucleotide messenger RNA. Its product is annotated as farnesol dehydrogenase-like. The transcript has 4 exons. Gene Ontology annotation, molecular function: oxidoreductase activity. Bases 124 to 891 code for a protein of 255 amino acids. NCBI's taxonomy places the organism in Eukaryota, Metazoa, Arthropoda, Insecta, Coleoptera, Tenebrionidae. The record is from RefSeq and is a predicted model, not a curated record.
UAUGAGUUCCAAACAGUCGUAUAGUGCAGACACCAACUGCCAAAUCCCAAUAAGAAAAUCUCUUUAAAAAAGCUCAUUGUCACAAAGUCCGCUGUUAGAUUACCUCUUAAAAAGCUAUCAAAAAUGGUACUUUCGCUUGAUCGAUGGGUCGGAAAAGUUGCUGUGGUAACAGGUGCAAGUUCUGGAAUAGGUGCAGCCAUUGCUGAGUUUCUCGUAGAAAAAGGAUUAAUAGUUGCUGGCUUAGCUCGCCGAUCCGAACUCAUAGAGCAAAAAGCUAAAGAGCUUUCUGGUAAAUCAGGAAAACUCCAUGCUAUUAAAACUGACACGGCUAAAGAGGAAGACAUUGUGAAUGCGUUCAAAUGGAUCGAAAAAAAUUUAGGCCAUGUUCACAUCCUUAUCAACAAUGCUGGUGUUACUAAAGAAAAUUCGCUGAGGGAUGGAGAUGCAGCGGUCUGGAAGCAAACUUUCGACGUCAAUGUCAUGGGUUUGUGCAUCGCGACUCGGGAGGCUGUGAAGAUAAUGUCUGCUAAUAAAAUCAAUGGGCAUAUUAUUCAUAUUAACAGUGUGGCGGGUCAUAAAGUGGUGCCUAUGCCGGGUAUUAAUGUUUAUACUGCGAGUAAAUACGCAGUGACGGCUUUAGCCGAGACUUUGAGACAUGAAUUGAAUGCUGUUGAUUCUAAAAUUAAAAUUACUAGUAUCAGUCCUGGGUUAGUCACCAGUGAAAUGACAACUCUUAAUCCUGUACUUGGUGAGAAGCGUAGAAAUCUAAUGAACAGUUUUCCAAUACUAAAGGCAGAAGAUGUUGCGGAAGCUGUGGGAUACGUGUUAUCUACCUCUGAAAAUGUUCAGAUUAAUGAAUUAACUAUCACCCCGGUUGGAGAGAAAUUUUAAAUUUACGGUUACUACCAGUUUCCUAUGAUCGUUUGUUGUUUGACUACAAUGUUUUUAUUUUUAAUAAAGAUAAAUUAUAAUGUUUUACAAA